Olea europaea var. sylvestris is the source of this 2006-nucleotide messenger RNA. RefSeq names its product pectinesterase-like. The record is from RefSeq and is a predicted model, not a curated record. Gene Ontology annotation, biological process: cell wall modification. The coding region runs from base 83 to 1828 and encodes 581 amino acids. The transcript is spliced from 3 exons. Gene Ontology annotation, molecular function: pectinesterase inhibitor activity; pectinesterase activity. Lineage: Eukaryota; Viridiplantae; Streptophyta; Magnoliopsida; Lamiales; Oleaceae.
CUUCUACAUUCUUACUGCCUUGGCUUUUGAGUCUAAGAAGGCCAAGGCAGAGUUUUUUCUUCCUCAUUUGCAAAUAAGCAAAAUGGCGUUCCAAGAUUUCGACCUGAUUACAGAACGACGAAAGCAAGAGAGGCAACAGAAGAUAAGGAAAAGGAUCACAAUUGCUAUUGUGUCUAGUGUUGCCAUCCUCCUCGUAGUUUCUGCUGCAAUUGGUGUGGUUUUUUUCAAUCAAAAAAAUGCGGAUACUUUCAAUAAGGAACCAAAGAAUGCAGCCCCGAAGCCUCUGGUCACAGCAGAAAAGGCUGUGAAUGCAGUAUGUGCAGUUACAGAUUACAAGGAAACAUGUAAGUAUAGCCUUUUGAAGACAGUCAAGGGUAAUGCAGCCACUCAACCAAAAGAAAUCCUCAAGGCCACAAUGGUUGUUGUUUCUGAGGGGAUUGAUGAAGUUAUUGAUCAUUCCAAGACUAUCAAAUUUGACACACCCCUUAAAAAGGCUGCAUUUGAUGAUUGUUUGGAACUUCUAAAAGAUGCCAAAGAAGAAUUAAAUAGUUCCAUUUCAACUAUUAAGGGCACGGAUUUGGGCAAGAUUUCCUCGAGAAUGCCUGAUAUUAACAAUUGGUUGAGUGCAGUAAUGUCUUACCAACAGACGUGUAUUGAUGGAUUCCCUGAUGGAGAGGAGAAGGCUACAAUGCAGAAACUCUUGAAAACUGCCAAGGAACUUGGCAGCAAUGCCUUAGCCGUUGUCUCACAAGUUUCAUCUAUCUUUUCCAAACUUCAAGUACCUAAUCUCAAGAGAAAUCUUUUGGCAUAUGAGGAUGGAUUCCCCACAUGGAUAAAUGAGGAAGAUCGAAGAAUUCUUAAAGCUGAUGACCCAAAGCAGACUGCAAACGUGACCGUGGCAAAAGAUGGUAGUGGAAACUAUACAACCAUCAUGGCAGCAUUAAAUGAUCUACCUCAAAAAUAUAAAGGACGAUAUGUUAUUUACAUCAAAGAAGGCGUUUAUGAAGAGAAUGUUAUAGUUACUAAGAAGAUGGAAAAUAUUACCAUCUGUGGCGACGGUUCCCAGAAAAGCAUCGUCACUGGCAAGAAAAAUUAUGUUGAUGGGGUACCAACAUUCCAAACUGCAACAUUUGCCGCACUAGGUGAUGGAUUCAUGGCCCAAUCCAUCGGAUUCAGAAACACGGCUGGUCCAGAAAAGCAUCAAGCAGUGGCUCUUCGUGUGCAGGCUGAUCGCUCAAUUUUUCUUAAUUGCAGAAUGGAGGGGUACCAGGAUACCCUCUACGCUCAAACUCACAGACAAUUUUAUCGAAGCUGUUACAUUACUGGUACAGUAGAUUUCAUAUUUGGUGAUGCAGCAGCUAUUUUCCAGAAUUGCAUGAUAUAUGUGAGAGAACCGAUGGAUAACCAACAAAAUAUCGUUACAGCUCAAGGAAGGGUAGACAAAAGGGAAACCACUGGGAUUGUGCUGCAAAACUGUCACAUUUUGGCAGAUGAUAAACUCAUGUCCGAGAAGGCCAAAAUCAAGAGUUAUCUUGGCAGGCCAUGGAAGGAGUACUCGAGAACCAUUAUAAUGGAAACGGAGAUUGAUGACUUGAUUCAGCCCGCAGGUUGGCUAGAAUGGAGUGGUGACUUCGCCCUCAAGACUCUCCAUUACGCGGAAUACAACAACAAAGGCCCAGGAUCUAGUACUUCUGGCAGAGUCAAGUGGCCGGGUUACAAAGCAAUUAAGAGGGAAGAUGCCUUGAAAUUUACUGUUGGUCCCUUCUUGCAAGGCAAUACUUGGUUGAAGUCUGCACAAGUUCCCGUGCAUUUUGGGUUGUUCAGCUGAAGUGUCUGGUUUACUUACUUGAGUACAAAAACAGGGAAUUCGAGAUUAGGAUAUUCUUUGGAGAUAGAGUUAUGCCAAUAAUAUCGGUGUUCAUUUCGUCGCCAGAAUUUUAUCUCUUUGUGCUUGUUAUUAAUUUAUUCAAGGCAUAAAUGAAUAGAUGAUUAUGGUAUUUAUCUAA